Molecule: messenger RNA, 906 nt
Organism: Aphidius gifuensis
Lineage: Eukaryota; Metazoa; Arthropoda; Insecta; Hymenoptera; Braconidae
Product: homeobox protein vab-7-like
Exons: 3
Coding region: 1-906 (301 amino acids)
Biological process (GO): regulation of transcription by RNA polymerase II
Cellular component (GO): nucleus
Molecular function (GO): DNA-binding transcription factor activity, RNA polymerase II-specific; RNA polymerase II cis-regulatory region sequence-specific DNA binding
Source: RefSeq, a predicted model, not a curated record
AUGAGAAGAAGAAGAAAAAUACAGUGUGUAGAUUCAUCACAAGGAAAGGCUCCAAGUAAUAGUAGACGAAGUAGAACUGCAUUUUCUCGUGAACAAUUAAGCAUCCUGGAAAAUGAAUUCAAUCUCGAUAAUUUUGUGAGUCGUCCAAAAAGACAACAGCUUGGUCAUCAACUCAAUUUAUCCGAGACAACUGUAAAGGUAUGGUUUCAAAACCGUCGAAUGAAAGAUAAACGACAAUCUAUGAGUUGGCCAAUGACAAUGCUGACAAAUCCAGGAAUGAUGCAACUUAUGAAUGCACCUGGAUUGUCACCAUUAUCAUCGUCAUAUCAACAGCCACCUGUUCCGAGUAUGAUACCUUCAUACAUGGCUUAUAAUAAUCACAGACAUUCACCAUAUGGACAAAUGCAUUGUCAUCAAAAUUAUCCAGUUACUAGUCCACCAGAUUUUGGAUAUAAUCCUUUCCAUUAUCCACAUCAUCAACAACCAUCAAACAGCUAUCAUUAUAUGAAUUUACCACCAUUACAAUGGCCUGGUGUUAAUUCACCUACUGGUACUAGCUAUCCAUCUACACCCACCAGCUCAAUUUCAUCACCAACAACACCUCAUUCCAAUACAUUUAGUCCAUAUCAAUCUGAAUUAUCAAGUGAUUCUGAUUAUUAUUCUCGUGUUAAUAACUUUUAUUAUCCACAAAAUUAUACACAAAAUAUUGAUACAACAAUUAUGCCAUCAGUUGCAACACCAGUUGUUGCAUCACAAGCACCACCAAAAAGACCAAAUUCUCUUAAUCUUAGAACAACUCAUAAUUUUGCUACUAGUAAUGUUAAUAAUAAUCAACAAUUUAUUCCAACUAAUGUGUCAUCAUCACCAAAGACACCAACCGCGAAAUUAUUUCAACCCUAUACAUAA